UAUCCCCAUUUUAAUGUGUAUUAAUAUUAUACAUCUAUAUAGAAUAAAGAAGAAAAAAGAAAAACCAUGAACAAGUUGGUGGGGGUGACACAAACCAUACCUCAAGGUAGGUGAUAUAUCCAUAUGGAGAGAUUUUUAGCUGUUCUUUUAAAGUUAGGACCACUUCUUCCUCAAAACUUCACAAAAAUCUCUAACUUUGAGAUAACACUAAAUCCAUCAACUUUACCUUCUUCAUGAUUAAGAAAAAAACAUACAUCUCUCAGUCUAGGACCAUAGAGACCAGGACCGGGACCAAUCAUGUUGUUGUGUUGGAUGAAACUCGGGUUUCGAGGUUAAUUCUGUACAGAUUUUGCUACAUGACUAGGGGUGUAAUCAUGUAACCUUUGCAAAGGCACUAGAUUCCAUGAUCUAAGAACUCAAUGUUAUUACGGUAUUAAGACAGCUACUAGAAAACUAAAAGAUGGGAGGAUUCUUGUGGUUCUUGGGUUGGUCACGUUACUCCGAAAGAAGAGAAAGGGAGAGAGAGAGCCAAAGUCUUUGUCAUCAAUGAAGUUUGGUUUUUGAUUGAUAAAAUUGGUCCCCCACUUUGGUAUAAAUUCCAGAACAUACCCAGAGAUAACAGAACCAAUAAAAGAAAAAGUUAUUUAGGCAAAAAGUGGUCACAGGAUUCUUCAGGCGGGUUUGGUUCUUUUUUUCAAACUACAACUAGCUUUUACCCGUUAAGACAACAUCUUCAUCUCCCUCCUAUUAAACACAACGACCUAACCAUAUUACAGCAGUAAGCUCUAGAUACAUAUCCCUUCAUUUUUUAUACAUCUUUUCAUAGUCUAGCCUAAGAAACCCGGUAAACUAAGAAAGCACAAAACUUCUUCAGAUUCUUGGAAUGAUGAGAUGGGGAAGAAAGAAACCUGUUUCUUCUUCUUCUUCUUCCGGGUUGUCUCGUGCUCUUCCUGUUUCUUGGUUUUCAAAGUUAAGUGGUUCUUCUGACUUGAAACCUGCAAAAGAGAAGAAGCAAGAUGAAAAAGCUAGCCAGAACAUAUCUGUAAAAACUUCCUUGAGUUCUACUACACGUCGAAGUGAUAUUCAUGAGAACAGCAAAAGGUUUCAAAGAGUAUCAGUAGAAAAGGAGAACUCUGCAACAAGAUCAGCAGAUAAAGAGUCGAAUGAGAAGUUUGAAGAGAUAAUGAGCAGUGUGAGGAAGAAAGUAAGAGAUUUCCAAAAAGAGACAUGUGGUUUUCUGGAAGUGGAGGCAAUGGAUAGAGACAACGGAACUGUGAUCCUGACGCCAAGAAUUCAGGUGAACAGAGAUAAACAGAGAUGUGAGAGACGUGACCAAAGGCUUCUUGAACAAAAGCCAAAGAGAUCAGAACAAGACGCGGGGGUCAAGGUGAAAAAACCAGCUAGAAGGACAGGUACAGGAGGUUACAGUAGAGAAGAUUCCGUGAUUCUUGGUCAUACCAUAACAAAACCGGCUCAUCAGUGGGAAAAGCUCAAGGAAGUCAAACUAAGAGAAGUGAAGCUGAAGGCUGACCAACAGAGGAAAUCUCUGUACCUAAAAAGGGAGCUAAACAGAAUAGGAACAAAAGAAAACAACAAAGUUAGAGUUUUUUCACCAAGAGCAUCUGAAAAAUGCAGAGUUAAAGCUAUUGAAGACUUGAAAAAGGCCAAACAGAGAGCACGGGAGCACGAGCUUCUGAUAGAAACAGCAGAUGGAGGAAUGGAGAACGAAAGCUUUGCAGUAGUGAAAUGCUCAAGUGAUCCUCAGAAGGAUUUUAGAGAUUCAAUGAUUGAGAUGAUUAUGGAGAAUGGUAUCAACCAUCCAGAAGAACUCAAAGAGCUUCUGGUUUGUUAUCUCAGACUCAAUACAGAUGAAUAUCAUGACAUGAUCAUCAGUGUGUUCCAGCAGGUGCAUAAUGAUUUUAAUUUUCAUUAAUUUUGGUGUAGAAUAGUAACAUAUAGAUUCAUCAGUAUGAUUUGUGGAUAGUUUAAGCUUUCUACGAUGUAACUUCAUGCUUCUUGGUAAUACUAAAACUGAUAACAAUUCUAUAAAAUUGACAGAAUAAGAUUAAUAUAGUUUCUGGAAAUUACCAAUUUUUAGUCGAUUCUUAG
Molecule: messenger RNA, 2109 nt
Organism: Arabidopsis thaliana (thale cress)
Lineage: Eukaryota; Viridiplantae; Streptophyta; Magnoliopsida; Brassicales; Brassicaceae
Gene: OFP5
Product: ovate family protein 5
Exons: 1
Coding region: 884-1933 (349 amino acids)
Biological process (GO): negative regulation of DNA-templated transcription
Cellular component (GO): nucleus
Source: RefSeq, marked reviewed